Messenger RNA from Anopheles moucheti, 2636 nucleotides. It is a transcript of the gene BCL7-like, whose product is annotated as B-cell CLL/lymphoma 7 protein family member A. NCBI's taxonomy places the organism in Eukaryota, Metazoa, Arthropoda, Insecta, Diptera, Culicidae. The coding region runs from base 745 to 1389 and encodes 214 amino acids. The record is from RefSeq and is a predicted model, not a curated record. The transcript has 3 exons.
CACGAGCAUACAAACGCCCCUGGUAUCCGAGCCGCGUCGUGAACAGUUUCGAUGCGUGUAGUUUUAUUUAGUUAGACGAUUUGUUCCGGUUACCGAUUGCACAAAAAUCGGAACCUAUUUGUGCUCCCUGUGUGCCCUGGCGAAUGGCGUCUGCGGCCAGCACGCAUCAUCAUUAACCGAGGUGUUCCCUCUGGCACAAAAGUUCGUAAGCGUGUGACGUUUUUUUUGGGCCCGAGAAAAGGCAGAUGGCUUCCAUCGGCAGCAGCAACACCCCGGUAGUUUUUAGUGGGUUAUGAGCUGAAGGACCUCUCUGUUACACGAUCAAACCGUACGCAUUCUCAACCAUCAACUCCCGGGAGCGCUGGAAAGCGGUUCCAGAAGGAUUGAAACGAACUAUUGCUCCACGAUCAAAACAUACGAACACACAAGGCAAGGAAACAAUUCAGGAGGGACGGUUAUCCUAUCCUACACCUUCCCCCUUCUCCUGGCUAGCGAGUUAACACCACGAGAAGGGUGCAACAGCAACAAAUGCACCAGAAAAUUGUCACAACAGUCGAAAGUUUGAAGAGAAGUUUGCGACAGUAUUGAAAACUCGGAAACAGCGCUUUUCCUUGUGCAACAGCUGUUGGCCACGGCCAUCUCAUUCUGUUACCUCCUACCGUCGGACCGCACCGCGUAAAGCAAUCGUGCGUACCACCGGUACACUAACCGAACGAGACAACAACGGCGGCGCUGACGAGGCGGAUGGUGGGCGUGGUGGUGAAGGAGAAGGGUAGCAGCGGCAGCAGCACCGGCUCGACCAUGUCGCGCAGCGUACGGGCGGAAACGCGCGCCAGCAAGAAGGAUGACGUGAAGAAGCUGAUGCUGUCGAUGGAUCGUGUCCGGCACUGGGAGAAGAAGUGGGUCACGAUCGGGGAAACGUCAAUGAAGAUCUACAAAUGGGUACCGAUCUCGACGAACGAUAAGAAAAAACCGGGCACGAGUGGGGCGGCGGGCAGCGGUGGUACGGGUGUUGCAUCAACAACAGCUGGUACGGCCAAUGCGAACACCGGCAAGACAACCGGACAAGAUCGGCAAACGAACGGACAGUCGGGCAGUGGGCCGGGUGGACAGGUUAACGGUGGUAACACCACAUCCGUCACCACCAACGGUAACAGCAACAGUAGCGAGAACAAGGAAAACAACAUUAGAAAGCAACUGCCACCACCACCAACCGGUACCGACUCCAACUCAAAUUCCAACUUUGGGCUAGCAGAAGACUCAAAUACAUGUUUUUCUAUCGUGAGUGAUUCGCAGGGCGCAACCGACUUUGUGUCGAACAUGUUCUCGGAGGACUCAAACUCCCAGGGUAGUGAUAGUGCGCAACCGAAGCGGAUGAAAACGGAGUAGAGCGUGCGUCCACCAACGACGACGGUUGGCCCCUGCUGGGCCCACCUCAGCACACGGAAACUAUACAUACACCCGGUCCCAUAUUUCUCAUCCUUUCUUUGCAAACCCGAAACGCAAACACCACCGCGCUCUAACCCGGCUCCAAGCUGUAGGAAGAGGAGUUUAGUGAAAGAUGCAGGAUUUGCAAAAGGGGAAAACACAAAAGAAAAACAUAUAUGUACAAAGCGCUCAUUUAACAUUCAGGUGAAGAGUAUGGGAACAGGCAGAGAAAACAUCUUUUUCUUAAUUAAUCACACACGCACAAUACGUGUGGAAAUAGUGCAAGGAUGAGAAACCCAGGGACGACAGACGCUUAAACAUGGUAGCUUUUAAGGACGAAAGUUUCCGUUUUCUUUUCCUAUUCAUUAUUGAUUAUUGUGUUUAUAAACAAGGAUGAAAUGUUCUUGUUCCCAUUUGUUUGGGGUUUUCUUCCGCGGAACAGUUUUUUUUCUCUUUUCCGCGCACCGCUUCUCUUUAUCAAGCUAUUUCGUUAGAUAGGUUAGGAUAUAUUUCAUAUAUUUUUAUUUUGUAAAUGAAUUUUUCUUUAUCGUGAACAACACUCACUCAAAACCACACAUAAACAGCUUCACCUUCCUAUUGGUAGUAUUUGUAGUGGUAAUCGAAUAACGGAAAGGAACGCAAAAUUUAAAGUAUAAAGACAAUUGUUUAGACCUUUUACGUUGAUUGUUAGUGAUUUUUGGUUUGUUUAUUUGGAGAGCAUGACGAAACCGGGUUGCGAGCGAAGAAGGUGCAAAACAUUCACAAGAGGAUAAAAGAUUGAUAUAGGGCACUAGUCGGAGGCGCAGCAGCGGAUAUGAAUGCCAAGCAAACCGAUCGCAGGUAAUGCGUUUUCCGAAGGAGACGGAAUCAUCACCACAGACACACACAACCUUAGGUUAUACACAUUGCAUUUAUGUGUGCGCACCUUAUCAAACAACGUGUUUUAAGGAGGUUCGAAUAAGGUACGGAAUAGAAGAGUACACCGGAGGAUACCUACCCAGAUGACAACCCCAUCCUAAACGCUGGUUAGGGGUGGAUCGUAUGAGAAGGUGAGCCACGCUACCGUCUCGCAUAUGCAAAACAAAACAAAAUCGAACAGCGGGUACAAAAACGCAACCAGUGUGUGUGCUGCAUGGACUUGAAAAUAAAUCUCUCCCUUUGUCGCGAUGACGAUGGAAUUGAUAGAUAGACGCGAUGAUCGGGGGGCU